UCAUCUCACUUUUGUCUUUACCCUCCCUCCUCUUUCCCAAACCUCCCCAUUCCUCUCUCUCACUCUACCACAUUCUAAAUCUAGGGUUUCAUUCCCUCUUCACCCGUUUCUCUUGAUGUGCUUUGACUGCAGUUGAGCAGCUGUUGAAUAAGAGCUGAGAAUUUGAGUGCUUGGUUACAGAUUUGCAAUUUAGGCUGGAAAAGAGGCAAAGACUGUGUUUUAUAGGUUGAAAUAGUCUCAAGAAUUGGAUCUUUAGUGGAAUUUUGGCAAUUAAAUGAAUGGAUGGGAGAGAAGGGAUGACAUUACAAGGGUCAGCUUCAUAUUACCUCAAUAGAGGGGGAAUUGGUGGUUCUGGUGGUUCAGGGCCUGGCCACAAUGUUCAUGGUGCUGGUGGGGGUUCAGCGACUGCACAGGGUGGUGGGAUAAACACACAGUCUGUUUUCAAGUCUCAUUCUAAUCCUAACAUUCAAGUGCAUCCAAAUGUAGGGAUCAGUGGAGGUUCUGUGAGUGGUUCAGCAUUCCAUGUUGAGAACCCCUCAUCCAAUUUUGCUCAUGGAAUGAGUGAUAGAAUGAAUAUGUCUAUUGUUUCUAGUUCUCCCCGGGGUGGGGAGAUGGUGAAGAAGAAAAGGGGCAGGCCUAGGAAAUAUGGCCCUGAUGGAGCUAACAUGUCUUUAGGACUGUCCCCAAUGCCUGCCUCCACCCCUCCCUCCGAGACUACCCCUGGUGAAAAACCACGCAGAGGCAGGCCACCAGGAACUGGGUGGAAACAGAAACUUGCUCCACUUGGUGACUGGAUGAACAGUUCUGCUGGACUAGCUUUUACUCCACAUGUGCUACACAUUCAAGCUGGAGAGGAUGUUGCGGCAAAAAUAUUGGCAUUUGCACAACAGAGGCCAAGAGCUUUAUGCAUCUUGUCAGGUAGUGGAUCUGUUUCUGCAGUGACACUACGCCAACCUACAAAUACUGGUGGCACUGUAACAUAUGAGGGCCGUUUCGAGAUACUAUGCUUGUCUGGUUCUUACUUGGUCGCUGAAAGUGGUGGUCCACGCAAUCGAACUGGUGGUAUAAGCAUUUCUGUCUGUAGUCCUGAUGGCCAUAUGAUUGGCGGUGCUAUAGGCGGUAAGCUCAUCGCAGCAAACCUCGUGCAGGUGGUCGCAUGCAGCUUUGUGUACGGUGGUACAAAGGCAAAGAGCAAGGCUGAGUCCGGAUCAACAGAUGAGAAAUACCUGCUAGAACAACAAUCUGCUGAGCAUUCAUCAACUCCACACACUGCUGCUCCAACCCAAAAUCUCACUCCUAAUUCCGGAACAAGCGUUUGGCCUCUCAGCUCACGGCUGGACAUCAGAAACUCCCAGGGAGAGAUUGACCUGACACGCGGAUGAGAACAAGCUCCAGUAGACACAUUGCAGUGUUUUGUAUAUAUGUGUUGUAAAUGGAACGCGCCAGGGACCAACUGACUCUGAACUCACCGUCUCCCUCCUAGCUGACGGUGUGUUGCUAACAUACCCAUCCUGUAACAAAUUCUCGUCCCAGGUUCUUGAAAAUUAGCAGUAGUAGAGAAUCUUACAAUUGUCGGAAGUAAAGGGACUUGUCGUCACUGUAAUAUUUUAAUUGUUGUCUGCAAAAAGGAGGUGUCAAUGUUAAACUGACAGGAUUCCUUUGUCCUUGUCGAUCCCUAACCCCAUGAUCCUGUAAUGUUAACAUGGAUAUUCAGGCUACAGAUACGUUCCUGUUGUUACUGUGCCACGACGACAGUUUCUGCCUUAUGGUUAUGAGCAUUGAGAUUCUUUGGUGUA
Molecule: messenger RNA, 1796 nt
Organism: Sesamum indicum (sesame)
Lineage: Eukaryota; Viridiplantae; Streptophyta; Magnoliopsida; Lamiales; Pedaliaceae
Product: AT-hook motif nuclear-localized protein 5
Molecular function (GO): minor groove of adenine-thymine-rich DNA binding
Source: RefSeq, a predicted model, not a curated record